GAGUAGCUUGUCAGAAAAUAGUCCCUGCUUCAAGGGAUGCCUCUGGACAUAGGGCAGCUAAGGCCCACUAUAAAAGCCAGCUCAGCUCUGUGCUCUCUCAUCCACUUCUCUGGCCUUCUUCUCCUUGGGAACAAGGUGCACCUCCUGCCCACAGACAUGUCCUGCUAUGACAAGUGUCAGCCGUGCCAGCCGUGCCAGCCCUGCGGCCCGACCCCGCUGGCCAGCAGCUGCAAUGAGCCCUGCGUCAGGCAGUGCCAGAACUCCACCAUCGUCAUCCAGCCCUCUCCUGUGGUGGUGACCCUGCCCGGCCCCAUCCUCAGCUCCUUCCCACAGAACACUGCUGUGGGAUCCUCUACCUCCGCCGCCGUUGGCAGCAUCCUCAGCUGUGACGGAGUCCCCAUCAACUCUGGCUGCUGUGACCUCUCCUGUAUUACCAGCCGCUACUGUGGCAGCAGGUGCCGCCCCUGCUAAAGAUGUCAGACAGUGCCCCAGACCAGGACCCCAGGAACUCAGAAUAUGCUGCUGGACAUAAAUGGACAGAAGAACAAACAUCGUGUUGUUGUUUUAAGAGAACCUGACCAUCUCUGGCUUGUCCUGUAAAGACAGACAGGAAGGGGCCAGCCUGGCUUCUCUGACAACAUGGCCAAUGUCUACCUUUUUUGUUUUCUACUCACUCACUCUUUUUCUCUCUUUUCUUUGUUGCCCUCUGCUUUCUCUGAGGGCCCCAGAAACCAGCCUGGUGUGACCUGCAAGUCUCUCUCCACUUGUGGGUCCAGUUAGAUGGAUGCCCUGUGGCACCUGUGCCAAAGGAAAAGUUGAAUUUUUGUCUGCUCCUGCUACUCUCCACUCUCGGGGCCUCCUCUUGGAGUCUCCUCAUUUCCCUCCUGAGAUUCAAUAAACAUUUUCAGC
Molecule: messenger RNA, 909 nt
Organism: Cygnus olor (mute swan)
Lineage: Eukaryota; Metazoa; Chordata; Aves; Anseriformes; Anatidae
Product: feather keratin Cos1-2-like
Exons: 2
Coding region: 37-471 (144 amino acids)
Cellular component (GO): intermediate filament
Molecular function (GO): structural constituent of cytoskeleton
Source: RefSeq, a predicted model, not a curated record